GGGUGGGUGAGUGGUGGUGGUGGAGGAGGUCUGGAGGAUAUUGUUGUGCGUGCGCGCGGCGUGCGUGGUGGCACCACCGGCGAGGGGUGUUCACAAGCGAGCACGCCACGGAUUCUCCUCGCGUGAACCCUCUUGGCCGAGGGCUGCUGUGAUCCAAGAGCGGCGGACGGACGUGGUGAACUCACUCGCGUGAGGUCAGCUCGAUUUCUCUGCGAUUCCCCACCAAAUUCGGCCGCCGCUCGCGAGGAAUCUCCAAUGCGUCUUCUAACGGCCGAGUUGAACACGGACGGCCUUGAGAACAGGACAAGGAGUGCGGGGUCAUGGAGGGGAGAUACAGCAGAGCGCUCAACGGGAAGGCACCCGCUCCCAGGUCGGCUAUGGCUGACGGGAAAGUGGGCCCGUUCUUGGCAGUUGUGGCCAACGGAGACGCCUUGGCGCAACGGAACGCGAUCCCCAGGGGUGCAGGCAGUUCGGGGAGCUCAGUGGGCGAGCAGCAGCAGCAGCUGCAGCAGCAGCAGCUGGCGGUGGUGAGCGCCACGCGAGAGGUGUCGAGCCGAGCCGGCGAGGAGGCGGUGCUCGAGUGUUCCCUGCUGGGGCCGCCCGACAUGGACGUGGACUGGUGGCGCUCGGGCCGCCUGGUGCAGCCGGCGCUGCUCGGCUGCCGCAUGCGCUCCGACGGCCGCAAGGCGCGCCUCGUGUUCCCGGCGGCGCACGAGGAGGACAGCGGAUUCUACACGUGCCGACUCAGCACCGCCAAAGAGGAGCAGACCUGCUCCAUCCGCCUCGUGGUGAGGCCCUCGCUGCUGCCCAUCUUCACGCGCAAGCCCGAGAGCCUCGACGUGGCGGACGGGCGCCCCGUGCGCCUCGACUGCCGCGUGAGCGGGACCCCGGCUCCAACCGUCACUUGGUUCCGAGACGGCCGGCCAGUGCAGAGCGGCGAGAGGCGGCGCGUGUCAGCGGAGAAGGGGCUGCACUGCCUCUCGGUGCCGCACGCCUCCGCCGAGGACGAGGGCGAGUACACGGUGACGGCGGCGAACACCCACGGCGAGGUCAGCUGCUCCUGCACGCUCAUCGUCAGCGAGCCACGGGCCCCGCACGCCUCCAACAUAUCCAAGCGCGACAUGAUGCCCUCCAUCGCCGAAGAGCCCGAGCUGGGCGAGGCGGAGAGGGACGGCGACGUAGAGUCUCACCGGGACGGGCCUCGAGACUCAGCCACGGCCCGAGGUCACUCCGCGGGCGUCUGGCACCGCCCAGGUCCGGCAAGGGGGCCGCUCGAGACGCCCGGUCGGCAGGGGUCCCGCGCCCCUCGACCCCCUCCGGUCCUCUCCUCCAGCGACCCUAAGGCCGCCCCGGACUUCUCGCAGCCACUGUGCGACGUGGCGGUGCAGGAGGGAAGCUGCGCCGUGCUCGAGUGCCGGGGCCAGGCGCGCAUCCCUCCCCAGGUGUCCUGGCUCCGGCAGGGCGAGCCGGUCCCGCUGGGCGGCAGGGUCACGUCCAAAGAGGAGAAUGGCACGUUCAAGCUCAUCAUUCAGUCCGCAAAGCUGGCUGACGCCGGCGUUUACAAGUGUAUUCUGUCAAACUCCGCGGGGAGGGCCUUCUGUCACGCUCAUUUGCACGUCGUGGACGCCACCCCCGGGCCUCCGGAUGGACCCCCGAUUGUCACAGAUGUGACUGCCGACUCCGUGACGCUGUCGUGGAAACCUCCCAAGGCCUUCCAGGCUUUCUCAGAGCCGGGCUCCGUGACGUACGCGCUGCAGUACCAGGUGGUUGGCCGCAGCCAGUGGAUCGUCGUGGCGUCCAACGUUCCGGGCACGAGCCACGCGGUGCGCACGCUGCGCCCGGGACUGCACUACCUCUUCCGCGCGCUCACCGUGAGCCCGCACGGCUGCAGCCGCCCCUCGCCCGCCUCGGCGCCCACCUGCCUCUUGCCCCACGAGCCCUUUCUCAAUGAGCCUCCUCGCUUUGUCAAGAAGUAUGAAGAGAUUUUUGCGGUGGAAAAUGAGCCCCUGGAGAUAACGUGCAGAUUGAACCAUGUGCAGGCGACCGUGUCAUGGACAAGGAACGGCAUCCCUGUGGACGAGAGUUCGGGCGAGGUGCGCCUGAGCUCUCGGCCCGGGGGCACGUGGGCGCUGGAGAUGCCGCGUGCUCGCGCCAAGCUGCUGGGGGAGCUGGUGUGCACGGCGCGUGGCGAGUUCGGAUCCGACUCCUACACGGCCGUGGUCUCGCAGGCCGAGGCCCCGCACUUCGAGGUGAUCAUGGAGGACGUGGAAGUGCAGGAAGGAGACUCGGUCCGCCUCUCCGUGGUGGUGCACGGCCGCCCCGAGCCCGACGUGCUGUGGUACAAGGACGGCGCUCGGCUGGCGGAGGCAGGCGGGCUUGCGUCGGUGACGCGGAGCGGCUCCGCGUGCUCUCUGCUGCUGCGCGACGUGCGUGGCUCGGACCGCGGGCUCUACGCGUGCGAGGCGCGAUCCCGGGCCGGCACGGCACGCUGCAUGGCCGAGCUGAGCGUGCGCAUGGAAAAAUCUGAGGCCCGACAGCAAGAGAUGCCAGAACAAGAAGUACGAAAACUGAAAGACCACUAUGAGAUACUUGAAGAGAUCGGGAGGGGAGCCUUCGGCUCAGUGCGCCGCGUGCGUGCGCUUAGCGGCGGGGGGUCUCCCUGCGCCGCCAAGUCACUGCCCCGGGGUCGCGCGCGGCGCGAGGCCGCGGAGCGCGAGCUGCGCGUGUCGGCACGGCUCGCGCACGAGCGCGUCGUGUGCCUGCACGACGCCUUCCGCUCGCGGCGCCGCGUCAUCAUCGUCAUGGAGCUGUGUUCGAAUGAGGAGCUGUUGGACAGGCUGGUGAAGAAGCCAGCGCUGUCUGAACAUCAGGUGAAGAUGUACAUCAAGCAGAUCCUGGAGGGCAUCAGCUAUCUGCACUCUAUCAACAUACUCCACCUCGACAUCGAGCCGUCCAACAUCCUGAUGGCCGAUACUGGCAAGGACGACAUCAAGAUAAGCGACUUUGGCUUCGCCCAGGAGGUGGUGCCUGGCUCCCCGCAGUACAGCGAGUUCGGAACGCCUGAGUUCGUGUCCCCAGAGGUGGCGCGCCACAGCCCCGUGUACAAGGCCUCCGACAUCUGGCCUGUAGGUGUCAUUACGUACGUGUGCCUCAGCGGACUCUCUCCGUUCCUGGGCGAGAACGACCGAGCGACGUUGCUCAACGUGACGCGCAAGACGCUGAACUUCGACGAGCGCACGGCGGCGAUCACGAGCCGCGAGGCGCAGGACUUCAUCUCCAGAGUGCUCGUGCAGGACAUCGGGCGGAGGCCACUGGCUGACGAUUGCCUCAAGCACCCGUGGUUCAAGAGCUUCACGACUUUACGAGGAGUCACAAACAUCAGCACGGAUCGACUCAAAUUCUUCCUGUCCCGCCGAAGGCUGCAGCGCUCCCUGGUGCGCUACAAGUCGGCCGUGGUGCUGCGCUCCAUCCCCGAGAUGCUGUCGGGCCACGUCGCCCCGCGCGUCUCCCGCCGCACGGCCAAGCAACUUCGAGACGCCGCUGCUUCCUCCUCCUUCUCCUCCUCCUCGUCUUCCUCGUCCGGAGAGGAAGACCCAGGUGGUUCCGAAAGCUCGAAUGGAUUAGGUUUGAACGCACUGCGUCCAGCUUUUUCGGCUCGGAGCCAGGACGAUAGUAGGGGCUCCUCCGCUCGGGAGACCUUGGGCUCCGACAAGGAGCCCGCGGUGCUCGGCCGACUCGGGGUGGUGGCGCAACGAAACGGGGAGUGCGGCAGCAAGGAAGCGGCGAUGGAAUGGGGACUGCAGUCGUUUUCGGAGCGCACAGCGGCUCAGAGAGGCGUGAUCCAAAGGACCAACUCGGCCGACGCAGCCUUUCAGGAUGGCCGGGCUUCUGCCUCACAGUACCUGAAGCCGCACCUGAGCAAGUCGGCAUCCUUGGAGCUCCCACCAAGAAGCCGGAGCCCUGGUUUGACGCUUCAAGGCCCUCCCUCUGAGAGCUCCACGGAAAGCAGGGGGCCGCUGGAACUGGUGAAAGAUCGACCCUCGACGUUCCUGGCGGAGAGUCCGCUGGUGGCGCCGAGGAGGUCCUUCGUGAGGGAGGUUCACCAGCGCAGCUCGAGUGACCCUGCCGGGAGCACACGACUUGAACGGGGAGCGUCCUCCUCUGAGGACAUCGCAUCGGGCAGGAAACCGGAGGUGUUCCGGUCGUCUGGCAGUAUCCCAGUCGGCAGGGAGCCUGCGCUGAGAAGGCAGCUCGCGUUAGAGCAACGAGGGCAGUCCUCAGCCACGCCAACCGCAUUGGACGCGAUGCUGCGAAAUCAGCAGGGGGGAAGCGCGCUCGAUGAAGACUCGAGGAAAACAACGGUGGUGGCGACGGACAAUGAAAGGUGCCUACGGCAGCAAAAGGCCGAGCCCACCAUCACGCAGAGCUCGCAAAGCUCAGUCGCUCAGAAUGGCAGAAGCCAGCAGCUGCAGACGGCAGCAGCGACAAGGCUGCCGCAGUUCACGGGAAAAACCCCGGAGCCCGGGGGCUUGGUCGUGCCGAAACCUCAAGCGACAGAGGCGCGGACAUCACAGGCAGCGGAUAACGGUGCUCCCUGGGUGACGAGGACCACGGGUGGAGGAGAGGUCGAGUCGACAAAUACGAAUCCACUUCUAAACGGAUCAAAGCCUCAGACGGUCGGGCGUUACGCUCACCUGCUCAACGCAGCGUCGACCGAUGGCAGUGUGAGGGAAAUGGCGAAACGCUUCUCAAACAACGGCAGCACGACGAGGCCACAGCUCGCGCCGAGAGACGAGGGGCUGGGGCAAAGACCCGGGAAUGUGCGCGCCGGAUCGCUGAGUACGCCAAAGCAAUCCGUGUCUCAGACUAAGGCGGAACUUCUGGUGGCAGAGGCUCCAGUGACCCAGGUGCUCUACCGGCAGCUCCAGCAGAGCUCUCCCGACGGGUCCAUGCUCAGCAACGCGGCAUCUCGAGAAGGGGACAGGAGCAUCUCUGACACGGCGAUGGCGAGCAAAGAGCAGCUGACGAGGACUCGGGAACCCGCAGAGGAGCCCGGAAGCCUCGUGAAGCGACUGUCGCAGCGGUUCAAGAGGUCCCCGUCGACCGAGCGAAAGUCCACAGAGGGCACAGAGUCGAGAGAAAGUGAGGGCAGGAGCAAGACCCCCACCAUGAUGCAGAAGUUUUCCUCGAGACUCAAACGGAUCGGCUCCACUGAGAAGAUCGAGUCAGAGCACAAGCUUGGGGAGGCCCCGGCCACCGAGGGGCAGCAGGCGGCCAGGGACCGGGACGAGGGGCGGGACGCGGCAGCGGCGGCGGAGGGCAGCGACGGCCCGAUGGGUCGCACAUCGUCACCGGCGAUGGCCCUGCGAAGGAGGAUCGAGGCGACGGUGUCCGGCCUGUCCCUGCGCUCGGGACGCAGCCGCUCCGAGGACCGGGCGGGCGGCGGCGACGCGCAAGCCGCGCGGCGCAGGGCGUUUGGCGAGACGCGCGCGGGCAGCCUCGACGCGGCCACGGACGACGCGGACGAGCCGACGGGCCCGGGGCGCGCCGCUUCGGAGUGGACGCCCCUGCGCAGGACGGGGUCGGAGGGCGCAUCCCUGCGCGAGCUGUCCGGGGACGAGGGCAUGCGAACGUUGUCGCGCGGCGUCAAGCCGCCCCCGUCCCCCUCCAGCAGUUCCAUGCGGUCGGUGACCAGCGCCAGCACGGAUACUGAGGAGCCGGAGCGGCGCUCUCGCUGGGACCGCUGGGGCGCGAGCCGGCUGAACCGGCGCGACCGGAGCCUCUCGCCGCAUCAAGACUCGGGCAGCAGCUCGCGUGACAGCCUCGCCUCCGUGUCCCGGGAGAACCCGGCGCCUGCCGCGCGGCUCUCCGGCUUCAAGGAGUCCGUGCGGCGAUCGCUGCGCUCCUCCGAGAGCCUGCCGGCGUUCACCGUGAAGCUCAAGGACGAGCUGCUGGUGGAGGGGGAGCCUGUGACUCUGUGCUGCAGCCCGGCCGGGAGUCCUGCCCCCACCAUCUCGUGGCUCAAGGACAGGAAGCUGCUGGAGCCGGAUGAGCGCGUGCGGCUGGCCGGGUCGGCGGACGGGCGGCAGCUGCUCACGAUCGUGCGGGCUGGCAUGGCCGACGCGGGAGUCUACGAGUGCAUGGCCGUCAACUCCCUCGGCAUCGCCACCACCUCCUGCACUCUCGCUCGUGCCGAGCCCCCAAGCUGGACGGGGGCGGCCCCCGAGGUGCCGCAGGUGUUUGAGAGCGGCGCCCUCGUGGUGUGGAAGCCAAUGCAGGCGCGCACGCCGCUCACGUACUGCCUCGAGAUGCAAGCCGGCCCAGGGGAGCCUUGGCAGGAGGUGGCGAGCGGCCUCUCGGACACGUACCACCACGUGGGUGGCCUGUGCCAGGGCCUCGCCUACCGCUUCAGGGUGUCGUGCGCCACGCGCGUUGGCAAGGGCCGCGGCAGCCCCGCUUCGGAGCCCGCGCUCAUCCCUGGAGGUCGCGCUUUGGGAGUGACGGCGAGAGGCCACCCGCAGGCUCCUUACACCUUCCUGGAGGAGAAGGCCAGGGGCCGGUUCGGCGUGAUCCGGGUGUGCCGCGAGAACGCCACGGGCCGCGCGUUCGCAGCCAAGGUGCUGGCCGCGGCGGACGAGGAGAGCCGAGCCUUGGCGCGCGCCGAAUUCGAUGCCCUGCGCUCGCUGAGCCACGAGCACGUGCUGGCCGUGCACGAGGCGUUCGUCACGCCGCGCCACGUCGUGCUCGUCACCGAGCUCGUCGGCGGCAGCGAGCUGCUGCAGCACCUGUGCGAGAGGGUUGCGUACUCCGAGGAGGACCUGGUGCUGCUGCUGCGCCAGCUGGCACGCGCGCUGGAGCACGUGCACGGGCGCGGCCUGCUGCACUUGGACGUGUGCCCCGCCAACGUCGUCGUGAGCCCCACGCGCAUCCUCAAACUCAUCGACUUCGGCAGCACACGGAAAGUCGCCGCACUGGGGACAGGGGGCAACAGCGGGAGCAGCGGCACCCUGGAGUACAGCGCCCCGGAGGUGAUAAAGGGAGGAGCGUUCAGCACCCCUGCGGAUAUUUGGGGUCUGGGCGUCAUCACAUUUAUCGUACUCAGCGGCGGGCAUCCGUUCCUGGCGCCGAACGUCGAGCAGACGUGCGCCAACAUCCGCAGGGCAGAGGUCAACUUCGGCAGCUGCUACUCGAAGGUGUCGAGGAACGCGGUGCUCUUCCUCAAGAACAUACUCCUCCUAAACCCCGUGAGCCGCCCCACCUCGCCCGAGUGCCUGGCAGCGCCGUGGCUGCAGGAUGACCCCGUGAGUCGCUCGCGUCGCUCCUCGUUGCUCUUCCCGUCCCGGGCGCUCCGCACCUUCAUUCGUGCGGAGGAGGAGCGGCGGCGACGUGUCGCCACGCGGCAGAAUGUGGGGCCCACGGCGGCUCAGGGCCACAGGAAGGAGCUACAGAACCAAGACCAGGACCUGUAGGGCACGUCUAGGGAUCUCCAGAGUCUAUAGCAGGAUCUCUAAUGCCAUAAACCAGGACAUCCAGAAUCUGGACCAGGAUCUCGAGAGUCUAUGACCUCUAGAGCAGAGACUGGGAUCUCUAGUGCCUCGACCAAGACUUACAGAUCAUAGACCAGUACCUCUAGAACAUAGACGAAGACCGCUAGAGUCUAGCCCAACAAUUCUAAAGCCUUAACCAGGACCUCUGGAGUCUCGACUCGAGUGCUGGAUGAAGGAACUCUGCGUGGCACGGGUUGCACGGUGUGGUUGUGGGGGAGCUGUGCAGCGCCGCUGGGGAGCUUGAUCGGCAGGGAUCGCCCCCUUUGCCCUCGCAGUGACACCCCCCCCCCUCCCCGCACCGUGCCCCAAAGCGCGCCUUAAUGUGGGGCCGCCCGUAGAGGGGGGACCUCCUUUCAGCAUCAGCCCUGCAGCACAAACCGCAUACUGUCGUGAAUAGCAGUCAAGUAAGGGGCCAUCCAUUCAGUACGUACGCAUGGAGGGGGGUUAACCCAAAUGCGUACGCUUGCGUAGGGGGGGUCUACUCACAAUGUGCGUACGCAUACGAAACGGGGGGGGGGGGGUGAAGCCUCGAUAAUAAUUUGUCUACAUUGGCCUUCAAAUGAGUUAGAUAGUCCGGCGGUGGACUAUCUGUUUGCUUAAACACGUUAAUAUUAUUAAUCCUUGAUCGUUUCUGCGUGGAUUAAAUAUCGGCCGUUCUAUAGGAUUCGGGUGGGGGGGGGGGUGUUAAGCGUACGUAAGCAGGUGGGGGGGGGGUGUGUAAAAAGUCCGCGUGCGUACAGCGAAGGGGCGAGGGGUCAAGUUUUGGCAGAUUUUUGCGUACCUAUUCAAUGGAUGGCCCACAACGAUUCACCAACCCCCCCAUC
Lethenteron reissneri (Far Eastern brook lamprey) is the source of this 8371-nucleotide messenger RNA. Its product is annotated as striated muscle-specific serine/threonine-protein kinase-like. Gene Ontology annotation, molecular function: protein binding; protein kinase activity; ATP binding. The record is from RefSeq and is a predicted model, not a curated record. Lineage: Eukaryota; Metazoa; Chordata; Hyperoartia; Petromyzontiformes; Petromyzontidae. Gene Ontology annotation, biological process: protein phosphorylation.